Messenger RNA from Pogonomyrmex barbatus (red harvester ant), 4412 nucleotides. RefSeq names its product cholesterol transporter ABCA5. Gene Ontology annotation, molecular function: ATP binding; ABC-type transporter activity; ATP hydrolysis activity. The record is from RefSeq and is a predicted model, not a curated record. Gene Ontology annotation, biological process: transmembrane transport. Gene Ontology annotation, cellular component: membrane. NCBI's taxonomy places the organism in Eukaryota, Metazoa, Arthropoda, Insecta, Hymenoptera, Formicidae.
AUGGCCGUCAGCGGCGUUGAAGCGAUGCAAAUUUUUACACUACACGAGGUCGUUCUACCCCUCUACAUCCUUGGGGCCUUGAUUGUAGUGAAAGUCAUGAUACCAAACCCAAACUUUCCCGCGAUGACGACGCAGAGGCACGAAGGGAAUAUAUUCGCAUUAUUCAACGGUUACAAAAAUAACACAAUCGCUGUAGUGCCCAAUUCUACAGAAACUCUCAGCUUCUUAAGCUCCAUGAACAGCCUCUGGCUCUCUAUGUGGGAUUAUCCCGGUAAGCUUCCCUUAAACUUCAUGGUAUUCGACACGAAGGACGAUCUGCAAGCAGCAUAUUGGAGAGAUCCUUACAGCGUACCUCUAGCAGUUAUCUUCGAGGACUCUCAGCCAAUAUCACGGCGUCUCAUAUAUGAAAUUCGGACGAAUCCUUCAUACACUUUGCCACCUUCGCCAACCGAAUUAUAUUCCGCUCCUAUCAGUUGUCGAAAGAACAAGACGGGUCACUGGAUGGGUGACCUCUUAUCGAUAAAAACCGGCGAAUCCUGUCCCGUCAAUAAUUACUUGCAUUCCGGCUUUUUGGCCUUACAAAUGAUGAUGGACGUUACGAAGAUAAAAUUGGACAUGGGAGAUUCCGUCGAUGUGACAGUACCGGAUAUUAAACUCACAAUGUUUCCCAAGGAAGCAUACACCGCUGAUUGGAUGUUGGCCUUCAGAGUUGUUAUUCCGCUCUACAUGGUCUUGGCACUCUCGCAAUUCAUCACCUAUCUUCUGAUUUUAAUAGUUGGCGAGAAAGAGAAUAAGAUCAAGGAGGGCAUGAAGAUGAUGGGCUUAAACGACUCCGUGUUUUGGUUGUCGUGGUUCAUCAUCUACAGCAUCUUUGUGUUUUUACUCUCUGCCGUCGGAGUGGUGUUACUCUUCACUCUGCAAAUGUUUCAACACACGCAUUUCCUGCCGAUAUUUCUUUUGGUAGUUUUGUACAGUUUCUCCGUGAUUAUGUUUGCCUUCAUGAUCACGCCAUUUUUCGACAAAUCGCGUACGGCUGGUGUCUUGGGAAAUUUUGCUGUUACGAUAUUGAGCUUAAUGUACUUCAUUCAAGUGUUUAUAAGUGAUUCUAGUUCAGUUAUAUAUUGGUUAGUUUCUCUGAUCAGUCCAACUGCAGUCGCCUUGGCGAUGGAUAAGGCUUUGGUGCUAGAUCUGCAGGGUGAGGGAGUGAAUUUUGACAAUCUAUGGUCUGGACCUGGAAUACCUUUUGGAGGCAGUCUCAUCAUGAUGACCCUGGAUAUCUUUUUGUACGGCUAUCUGGCCUAUUAUCUUGACUCUGUAAUACCAAGUGAACAUGGAACAAAGAGGCCACCUUGGUUUUGUUUCCUACCCGGAUUUUGGUGUCAGAAAAAAGUCCAAAGAGUACCGUCGUCGAAUGGCGAAUCAAACUCAUUUAUCCCAGGCGAAGAAGCGAAUCGCGACGUGGAGCCGGUGGUGCGCGAGAUGAAGGGUCGCGAAGCGAUCAGGAUAGCCGAUCUCUAUAAAUCGUUUCACAAAUGUAGACGUCCGGAGACCAAAGCGGUGAACGGUAUUAAUCUAACCAUCUACGAAGGUCAGAUCACCGCCAUCCUCGGCCAUAAUGGCGCUGGCAAGACUACCCUCUUCAACAUCCUCACGGGUUUGACCGCACCUACAUCCGGCACCGCCCUAAUAUUCGGCUACGACGUGCGUGACUCCAAUGAUAUGCGGGCGAUACGUAGCAUGACCGGAGUUUGUCCGCAACACGACAUCCUUUUCGAUCUACUGACGCCACGUGAACACCUCGAGUUCUUUGCCGCGGUGCGUGGCAUUCCACGCUCGAUGAUACGACACGAGGUACGUAAUGAUAACGAGAACAUCUAUACCAGGAUGUUGAAGAAAAACGAUUUAGCCUUUCUAAGCGGUGGACAGAAGAGAAAGCUGUCUGUGGGAAUUGCCAUCAUCGGCGACCCUAAAAUUAUUAUCCUCGAUGAACCAACCGCCGGGGUGGAUCCUUAUUCGAGACGACAGUUAUGGUCUCUCUUGCAGUCGAGACGGCACGGAAAAGUGAUUCUGUUGACGACUCAUUUCAUGGACGAAGCGGACAUACUCGCCGACAGAAAAGCGGUGAUUAGCAAGGGAAAGCUCAGAUGUUGCGGCAGCUCUCUGUUCCUCAAGAAUAAAUUUGGCAUUGGAUACCACUUGACGCUGGUUCUGGAAGGCAAUGCUAGGGAACAUGCCAUCAGCCGAUUAGUAAUGUCACACGUGAGCAAAGCGGAGAAGGCGAGACGUCACGGUCGGGAAUUAAGCUUUAUUCUACCCCACAAUUCUGUGGAAAACUUCGCACCUCUUUUCUCCGCCAUCGAACACGAGAUCAAGACCCGCUCGAGCAGGCUCGGCAUCAGCAGCUACGGCGUGUCGAUGACCACCCUGGAGGAGGUGUUCUUGCAUUUAGAGAAGGACGAGGAGACCGAGUGCACGAUGGACAACUUGUCAAAGAAGAUGGUGCGCAAUCGCGCGCUCAGCCGAUCGCUUUCAUUACAAUCCAAGAGCACGUCGUAUCAGAGCUUGCAAAACGAAGGAGUGACCGUGCAGAGCGACAGUCAGGGAAAAACGAGCGAUCUACCGGAUGGCGUCCAUAACGAUCGAAAUCCGCCUGUACUCGGCCUCGGCCUAGAUCCCAUCAAAAUUCGGCCUAAUUUCCUUCAAAUUCUCUAUGCCAUGCUACGUAUAAGAGUACUCAGACUCUUCAGGAAUCUCCAAUUGUUAUAUUUCACAAUCAUCAUGCCUCUGGCUCUGAUAGUGCUUGGUCUUUAUCUGAACAGCAUCCGAACAGUUGACAUCAAGAUGCAGUCGUUAAAACUUAAUAGCUAUACAUACAACGAAACCGAGAUCGUAUACUUAAAUAAUACUGACCACGAUAUUACUGAAUUGAUAGACAGCAUAGCUCAAGACGCGAAGCACAUCGAGGAAUACGAUGGCAAUUUCGCGAAUUUAAUGAAUAUCGCACCGCAUAUAGCCGCCUUCAAUAUUAAUGAUUAUAAUCUAGCACGACUCAAUCUGACCGUGAUGUACAACGAUACGAUGCAACAUUCCCUUCUAUUGAUAAACAUUCUUUCGAACGCUUAUUACAGAGAUUUGAAAUGUUCCGGUGGAACUAAGAGAAAACUUAGUUUCGCAAUGGCAAUGGUCGGUGGACCUAAGGUGAUCCUUAUGGACGAACCGAGCACGGGUAUGGAUCCUAGAUCGAAGAGAUUUCUAUGGGACACGAUUCUAGCUAGUUUCCAGGGCGGCAGGGGUGUUAUAUUGACUACCCAUUCCAUGGAGGAAGCCGACGCGUUGUGUUCGAGAGUCGGCAUAAUGGUGAAGGGUGAGCUGAGAUGCAUCGGCUCGACUCAGCAUCUAAAGAAUCUCUACGGCGCCGGUUAUACUUUAGAGAUGAAGCUGCUGGGCGGCGACUGCACACCGACGACACCUUCCGGCGACAGGAUCGCCGGUUUAAAGGAAUUUGUCGCCGGCCUCUUUCCCGACGCCACUCUGGAAGAGAGUUUCGCCGACCGGCUGGUCUUUGCCGUGCCCCAACAUGCCGUGAACUCGCUGGCUGAGUGCUUCACACAGUUGGAAAAAGCCAAGCUCGAACUGGACAUAGAAGAGUAUAGUUUUAGUCAAACUACCCUGGAACAGGUGUUCCUCAAGUUCUCACACUAGGGCAUUUUUGUGGAAUAACGCUCAUCGCGUCAUCGUGACGCGAAAAUAAACUCGCAAUUGUGCGCGGAAGAAACUAUUUACCUGCGUACAAAUGCGGAAAAAAAUGUGCUCGAACAUGACAGAGACGUUUUUAAUUGCUUAAUUGAUUUCCGGAAUUUGUGAAACAAUUUCCAUUGAUUUUUGCUAAGAAAUUAUGUGAUCGCGACGAUGUGAUGAAAUAUCAUGUCAGCAUCUUGUUACUUAUAACAGAAAACGGCAAAUAUAACGUAUUAUCUACUGGUUCUAGCGUUGUAUUACAAAAGAUUAUCAAAGAGACACGUCGUCUCGUGCCUUCAAAUCCUUGGAGGGACAAUGAAGAAACGAACAAAAUAAUGAAAGAAGAGAUGUUUGUGGGUAGUGUUAACUAUUUGAAAGUGUUGCAUCAAGGUGACAAGUCGAAAAUUUGAAGGUUUAAUGAAAAAUGAAGAAAUAACGAAAGAAAGAUGAAACGAACAUGAUGGAAAAAUGGAGGAACGAAUCUUAUCCAAGAUUCGUAGUGUAAAAUGAAGAGAAUGAAGCGUUACUUAAUUGUUCCACAGUAUUGAAAAAGCAAUUAGGGAGUUGUAAAAUAAUGAAGAAGCAAUUAGAAGUCAGGAACGGUUAUGUUGUACUUAAAAAAAAAAGAGAUAAGUCACUUUGCAACGCUAGACUGUUAAAGCAAAAAAAAAAAA